Molecule: messenger RNA, 1014 nt
Organism: Carlito syrichta (Philippine tarsier)
Lineage: Eukaryota; Metazoa; Chordata; Mammalia; Primates; Tarsiidae
Gene: TAS2R38
Product: taste 2 receptor member 38
Exons: 1
Coding region: 1-1014 (337 amino acids)
Biological process (GO): detection of chemical stimulus involved in sensory perception of bitter taste; G protein-coupled receptor signaling pathway; sensory perception of taste
Cellular component (GO): membrane
Molecular function (GO): G protein-coupled receptor activity; bitter taste receptor activity
Source: RefSeq, a predicted model, not a curated record
AUGCUGACUCUGAUUCCUGUUUUAACUGUGUCCUAUGAAGUCAAGAGUGCGUUUCUGUUCAUUUCAGUCCUGGAGUUUGCAGUGGGGCUUCUAGCCAAUGCCUUCAUUUUCUUGGUGAAUUUUUGGGAUGUGGUAAAGAGGCAGCCACUGAGCAACUGUGAUCGUGUGCUGCUGUGUCUCAGUAUCACCCGGCUGUUCUUGCAUGGGCUGCUGUUUCUGGACGCCAUCCAGCUUACCCACUUCCAGCAUAUGAAAGACCCACUGAGCCACAGCUACCAAACCAUCAUCAUGCUGUGGAUGAUCAUAAACCAACUCAGCCUCUGGCUCACCACCUGCCUCAGUCUCCUCUACUGCUCCAAGGUAGUCCGUUUCUCUCACACCUUCCUGCUCUGGUUGGCAAGCUGGGUCUCCAGAAAGAUUUCCCAGAUGCUCCUGGGUAUCAUCCUUUCUUCCUGUAUCUGCACUGUCAUCUGCUUUGGGGAAUUUUUUAGCAGACCUCACUUCACAGUCACCGCUAUGCUCCUCAUGAAUAACAAUACAGAAUUCAAUUUUCAAAUUACAAAGCUCAGUUUAUUUUAUUCCUUUCUCUUCUGCUAUGUGUGGUCUAUCCCCCCUUUCCUAAUUUUUCUCGUUUCUUCUGGACUGCUGAUUGUCUCUCUCAGGAGGCACAUGAGGACAAUGAAGGCCCAUACCAGAGACUCUUGUGACCCCAACCUGGAGGCCCACAUUAAAGCCCUCAAAUCUCUUGUCUCCUUUUUCUGCUUCUAUGUGGUUUCAUUCUGUGCGGCCCUUAUCUCAGUGCCCCUACUGAUUCUGUGGCACAGCAAGAUAGGGGUGAUGGUUUGUGUCGGCAUCAUGGCAGCUUGCCCUUCUGGGCAUGCAGCCAUCCUGAUCUCAGGCAGCAGCAAGUUGAGGAGAGCUAUAGAAACUAUUCUGCUCUGGGUUCAGAGUAGCCUGAAGAUAAGGGCUGGCCCCAAAGCAGAUCCCAAGACACUGUGCUCAGGACGGACAUGA